Messenger RNA from Pediculus humanus corporis (human body louse), 792 nucleotides. Its product is annotated as Neurotrimin precursor, putative. Lineage: Eukaryota; Metazoa; Arthropoda; Insecta; Psocodea; Pediculidae. The record is from RefSeq and is a predicted model, not a curated record. The coding region runs from base 1 to 792 and encodes 263 amino acids. Gene Ontology annotation, cellular component: neuron projection. The transcript has 7 exons.
AUGGUUGCAUGGUUGAGAGUAGACACGCAGACCAUACUUACAAUAGCAGGACACGUAAUAACGAAAAAUCAUAGAAUUGGUAUAACACAUAGCGAUCAAAGAACAUGGUCGUUACAUAUAAAAGAAGUUAAAGAAACCGAUCAGGGAUGGUACAUGUGUCAAAUAAAUACGGAUCCGAUGAAAAGUCAAACGGCACAUUUACAAGUCGUAGUUCCACCGGACAUAUUAGACUAUCCAACAAGUAUGGAUAUGGUAGUGAGAGAAGGAAAAGAUGUGACGCUACGUUGUGCAGCAUCCGGUUCACCUAAACCAACGGUAGCAUGGAGAAGAGAAUCUGCUCGAGGGAUAUCACUCGGUAACGGAUCAUUCGUGCAAACGGUCGAAGGUACAAUGUUACACAUUCCAAAAGUAACAAGAUACGAUAUGGGUGCUUAUCUUUGCAUAGCAUCAAAUGGUAUACCACCAACCGUUAGUAAAAGAAUUCUUCUUAUCGUACACUUUCCACCGAAUAUUUGGGCGGGAAAACAAUUAGUCGGAGCUGUGGAAAAUCAAGCGGUCGCGUUAGAAUGUCACGCGGAAGCUUUUCCGAGAGCAAUUAAUUAUUGGGUUAAAGAAAAAGGUGAAAUUUUAAACGAAGGUACGAAAUACAAACCGGUUUUCGAAGAGACGUCAUAUAAGGUCGUCAUGAGACUCGUCAUAAAAAACGUGACGUCAAAAGAUUACGGUUCGUACAAAUGCAUAUCGAAAAAUUCAUUGGGUGACACUGAGGGUACGAUGAAACUUUAUCAAUAA